AGAGGAGAGGGAGGAGAGUGAAGAGUAUAUAAGAGAGUGGAAACCCACGAAAUGAAUGAUUAAUUUUUGAUGCGAUAUAUCGGCAAACGAAGGAAGCGAAAGGAAAAAACAAAAUACUCACUCUGAAGACACACAGCACAGAGAACGCACUCAGAAAGCAUGGCCGAAUACGAAGAGAGAUACGAAGGGAACGGAGAAGAAGAAGAGCUUCACAAUUCUCAUCCUCAUUCCUCUCCUCAACCUACCCAUGACGAUCUCACCGAUUCCAAAUCUCACCAUGGAUCUCGCGAUUAUGACAGAGAGUCUUCCCGAAGCAGAGAAAAGGAGCGGGAGAAAGGGAGAGAAAAGGAUAGAAAAAGGGAAAAGGGGAGGGACAGGGAUAGGGACAGAAGUAGGGAUAGGGAUUCAGAGCGAAGCCGAGACAAGGACAGAGAUAGGGAGAGAAGCAAAGACAGGGAAAGGGAUCGGGAUGGUGAGAAGGAAAGGGACCGCCAUCAUAGAGAUCGACACAGGGAUCGUAGUGAGAGAAGGGAAAGGACAAGGGAUAGAGAUGAUGAUGAUUAUUACAGAAACCGUGAUUAUGACAGGUAAAAAGUUUAUUUGGGAUAUUAAUGCCCUGUAUCAGAGUUGGAGCUUGAGGAUUUUCAUCAGCAUCAGUUUUACAUGAAAUCUAUUGUCUCAUAAGAAUUCACAUCUUAUUUCCAAAACAUCAGCGAUUAUCUUUAUUUUCAAUUAAUUGUUUUCCAUUCAUUUUUAUUUUUCAAUUUCUAUCUGACAUUGUUUGAUAGUACAGACGGAGGGAUUAUGAUAGAGAGGAUAGGCAUAGGCGCAGGUCUCGGUCUCGAUCUAGUUCCCUGUCAAGGGGUCGAUCUGAGCAUAGAUCUAGGUCUCGUUCUCGUUCACGCUCAAAGAGGUAAAUCUUGGAAAAGGUUUUAAGAAUUGAGAUUUCAAUUCCUCCUGAUUUAAAAAUUGUGUUCGAUGGGUUAAGUUUUUCUUUGGAUUAUUGAUUGAUAACUGUUCUUGGCAUGAAAAUUACCAUCAUUGUUCGAAUAGCUAAUUUUGUUUACUUACAGUAAAAGGACUAGUGGUUUUGAUAUGGCUCCUCCUGCUUCUGCAAUGUUGGCCGGUGCUUCUUCUGUUGCAGGUACAUUUUACUCUUGUGUAUAUUAUGAAAAUUUUUAUCUUAACUGCUUUCUUUCUUUGUUUGUCCUAGUAUGGAAAAUUCAUAUCAAAUUGCAUGGUGUUAACUUGGUAAGCUAUGUUCAGUUACUAUCUGAGUAUAUAGCUCUUCAAAGAAUGGUUUCCCAUGGUGUGUAAUUUCGUCUUUCUUUUUACUUAGUGAUAUAAUUCUGGAACUAAAAGAUGCUUUCGUUUUUUGUCUUGUGUUUGGUGUUUGUUUGUUUUGUUUCUAUGUCUUGUCUUAUGUUCUAAGAAGGCAAUGUUGGGCUACUAGCCCCACUGUGCUGACAAUGGGCGUGAGCCGACAUCUGUAGCUUUUAUGUCCACGGAGGAAUCAAUGCACCUGUUUUUGGUGGGUCUUGUUCGUCUUCAACUGGAAACUGUUACCUACUUUGGUCAGAUCACUGGGGCAAAUCCUGCAAUUCCUGGAAUGUUUCCAAAUAUGUUUCCAUUGGCUACAAGUCAGCCAUUUAGUGCUCUCCCUGUCAUGCCAGUUCAGGCUAUGACACAACAGGCUACUCGACAUGCUAGGCGGGUGUAUGUGGGGGGCCUGCCUCCUACAGCUAAUGAGCAGUCAGUUGCAACUUUCUUCAGUCAGGUUAUGGCUAAGAUUGGGGGAAACACUGCUGGUCCAGGCGAUGCUGUGGUCAACGUUUACAUUAAUCAUGACAAGAAAUUUGCCUUUGUGGAGAUGAGGUCUGUUGAGGAAGCUAGCAAUGCAAUGGCUUUGGAUGGGAUUAUUUUUGAGGGGGCACCUGUUAAGGUCAGGAGACCUACUGAUUAUAAUCCUUCUCUAGCUGCUACCCUGGGCCCAAGCCAACCUAACCCAAACCUUAAUUUGGGUGCUGUUGGCUUAACACCUGGGUCGGCUGGUGGACUCGAUGGGCCUGAUCGGAUUUUUGUGGGUGGACUUCCUUAUUACUUUACUGAAACACAGAUCAGAGAACUUUUAGAGACUUUUGGUCCGCUACGGGGUUUUGAUCUAGUGAAAGAUAGAGAAACGGGUAACUCAAAGGGUUAUGCGUUUUGUGUUUACCAGGAUCUUGCGGUUACAGAUAUUGCCUGUGCUGCUCUAAAUGGAAUAAAAAUGGGAGACAAGACUCUUACAGUUAGGCGAGCUAAUCAAGGUGCAAAUCCACAGCAGCCAAAACCGGAGCAAGAGAGCAUUUUAAUGCAUGCACAGCAGCAGAUUGCUCUGCAGAAACUAAUGUUACAACCAGCAUUAGUGGCAACAAAGGUGGUGUGUUUAACUCAUGCAGUUUCUGCUGAUGAGCUCAAAGAUGAUGAAGACUAUGAAGAGAUUCUUGAUGAUAUGAGACAGGAGUGCUCCAAAUUUGGUACUUUGGUGAAUGUGGUGAUUCCUCGCCCACAACCAGAUGGUGAACCUUCCCCUGGAGUUGGAAAGGUGUUUUUGGAGUAUGUUGAUGUGGAUGGUGCUACAAAAGCCCGUGCUGGAUUGAAUGGACGGAAAUUUGGUGGAAAUCAAGUAGUAGCUGUGUUUUAUCCAGAGAACAAAUUUGCUCAGGGUGAUUAUGAAGGCUGAUUGUUCUGUGGAUUAUUUUAUCGUCAUCAGAGAUUUUUUAGCAAGUAUUAUCUUUUGUUUGUAUCAUUAGUAACUUGUAAACUGAGUUGUGGGCGUAGUACAGUAACUGUUCUUUUUAGAUAGAUGCUAGUAGUAAAAGUCAAGAUGGAUAAUUUGUUCGGUAGUUUUACCAGUCUACAUGGAUCUAUCUGUUCCCUUGAGAAAUUAGCAAUGCGCUUGAAUGAGGUUUGUUUUGAAGUGAACUUUUGCAUGAAUAUUGCCAGGGAAUCUAUUGAAUUUAGUGUUAAUCGAUGG
This is a messenger RNA of Abrus precatorius (Indian licorice), 3016 nucleotides long. RefSeq names its product splicing factor U2af large subunit B-like. The record is from RefSeq and is a predicted model, not a curated record. Lineage: Eukaryota; Viridiplantae; Streptophyta; Magnoliopsida; Fabales; Fabaceae. Bases 1499 to 2722 code for a protein of 407 amino acids. Gene Ontology annotation, biological process: mRNA processing. Gene Ontology annotation, molecular function: poly-pyrimidine tract binding; pre-mRNA 3'-splice site binding. Gene Ontology annotation, cellular component: nucleus; U2AF complex; nuclear speck. The transcript is spliced from 11 exons.